Molecule: messenger RNA, 2624 nt
Organism: Varroa destructor (honeybee mite)
Lineage: Eukaryota; Metazoa; Arthropoda; Arachnida; Mesostigmata; Varroidae
Source: RefSeq, a predicted model, not a curated record
AAGACACAUGUAAAAAGAAAUGCUAUUUCUAUUAACCAGUUCAAAUCGUUUCCACAUACUCACGAUCACCGCCACAGCGACAACAGCAAGGCGCGCGCCGUCACAAAAUUCAAAUCUGCUCUUUCCCAUUUGAACUCUCCCCUCCUCUACGUUUCAACCGUAGCUUUUUUUCGGUUACAACAACCAGUUCUUGCAGUUGCUGUUACUAUAAUCAAAGGCAUAACCGCUCACCACUGUAAAUACUAUAUAUUAGUAUUACAUUGCGCGUUAUACCCAUGUACUAGCUAUUGUUGCCAUUAUUGUGGUUCCACCGCUACGAUCACUCGAUGGCCGCCUAGGGUCGCCUACUCCAGGAAUAGCGAACGCUCCGCACACUUCUGUACACCAACUAACUGAGGAUUUCCCUGAACUAUGAGCUACUUCGACAGGUCUCCUUGUUCAAACAAGGCUAGCAGACUUAGUGUAGAAAAAUUAUACGGUGAUCAAGUUACGCAACUGAGAGUCGCUUGUGAAAACAGAAGAACACGAGAGACUGGCCGUGUUUGAUAAUACUGCCAGGGAUAUCGUACAAUAGCGCAGUAUAAAAGCCCUUGUGCUGCCUUAUUGUGCUGUCAACCAUAACAAAUAAUUGCUAAACAUGUAAGUACAUUUUAUCUAGUGUAUCAUAUAUUAGCCUGGACGUAGCAAGAUGCUAUAUUCUAUAAUUGUUUGUAUAUACGAAAUUCUUAGUUUGCUUAAGGACAGUAUGAAAAGUGGAAGAGUUGUUGCUAUAGGAAAAUUGGCCGAGGGUGUUUUGUUUCAACUCUGGAUAGUCAUUUCAGUAGAAUGUUGUCACGUCGAGUAGCACAAGGCCGGUGGACGGCAUGUUUCUCGCUAGCCGUAUUCCAAACCCUCGUCGGUAUUGCAGUCGGAAGUUUAGCGGUAGCCCACAUGGUGAUGGCUAGUCUAUUUCAAGGUGGACAUACACCACAUGUUGAUGCCUGUCAUGAUAGCACCAUAGCGGCAGCACUGCAGGGUAUAACCCUUGUAGUAGCAGGAUCUCUCGGAGUUUGGGCAUACGCUUCGUUCCUAGCUCCCCUUCCGCCCCCGGGGACGAUCAAAGACGCCCCUUCGAGACGCCGUCAACCGCGGCUAGCUCUUGUGGCUAGCCAUGUGCUGUUCUCCGCAGUUGUUGCUUUCGUAGGAUAUAACGCUGCUGCUUCUCACGGAUGUUUCGCUCUAGGAAAAGGAGGCGAAAAAGCCAUUUUUGGAAUCGUUGUUGCUCGAGUUGUCCUUUCGUACCUUUGCCAUAUUGUGGGCGGACUGUGUGCCGGCCUUGCGAUGCCGGACCUUUGCCGAGCUGUUCUCAAGGGGCAUCAACAACACAACUUAGCUCAAGCUGGCUCUGGCGGCGGCGGCGGCGACGACGACGAUGCUCGAACUGGUGGACCGCAACAUGCAAAUGUUCAACGAAUCGUCGAAAGAAUGAACUCUCAAACGGCAUUUGUCACGACUGAAUCGACUAGUAACUCGCAGGGAUCGAAAAGCAAGUUUCAAAAACAGCAGAUGCUAACAGUGAUCACACUGCCUGACAUGGCUGAUGGCUCAACGAUAUAUGCCGUACCCCAAGACCAGUAUGUAGUACAACAGCAGGACGGUUCCAUAAGUAUUCCUGCGGCUACAGCCAUGCCGAACAUAGCGCAGAGUACGGGCGUAACUUCUAUAAGUCUAUGUAAUAGUAAUAUCCGUGAAGAACAACCAACUGAGGUGAACGUUACCACAUUAGCUGAAGAUGCUAAACUGGUUCUCUAAGCCUGUCUCUAGGGCAGAUGUAAAGUAUUAUGAAAACAUGUUGACUAGCCUCAAUCUAUCAGUGGGAGCGGCAUGGGUUUUAUUAAGUGUCACAACAAAUAAUGUUGUGCUUGUAUUUAGUACUGGGGUCUCCAGUCUUUUGAUCAAAAUUUACAGUUUAUGCCCGAGCGUAUUCUACUGCGUUGCCUUUACGAACAGAAAAACAAAACGCCGACGAUCUGUGCCAAGUUGAAAAAAACUUGGGAGUUAGGAACGUGGUUUAGAUAGAAUUAAAUAACCUCAACGUGUGUUUCUUGGCCAAAUAGGGGCUGAUCAAGCACAUGUUGGCUGUGUUUCUAGAUGUCAGGACAACUAAUCUUGUCAGUCGUUGUUAAUUAUCUCGUUUUUUUAGACUUGUGAUAACCAUAUUAACUUAACUGCAGUGGGGCCGUCAGCGAUGUAACAUUUCCGUGUUCGGACAUUAAAUGCCGAACAUUUAAUUUUCACUAGCCUUCUAUGCAUGUUCGUGGCUGUCUGUGUACGUUUCUAUUUAAUCAAGGGGUCAAAAAAAUAAGAGCUUUGUAAUUUUUUUCUUGACGUCGAUAUCUUCGAGUUGUAUCAUAUCAAAGAAGAAAGCUAUCGCAAUUAACUAACCUUGCUCAAUACUUGUAUACCUGAGUACGAAUAAUUUCUCAUUCUAUUAGAGUAAAAAUAUCUCAGUGUGUGAGCAUUGACGAGCCCCAUAUAAGUACAUAGAACUUGGAGAUCAAAUAACUGCAUUAGGUGAAACUUCGUGUACUCAGCACAAUGCGUUUCUACUUUGUUUUUGAUAAAAAAAAAAAAAAACCAGCAAA